Molecule: messenger RNA, 2007 nt
Organism: Dibothriocephalus latus
Lineage: Eukaryota; Metazoa; Platyhelminthes; Cestoda; Diphyllobothriidea; Diphyllobothriidae
Source: the annotation of a GenBank genome assembly
AUGGAGGACCUGGACAAGAUAGAUCUCCUGCCAACGGUGAGCAAAAUCCCCAGCAUGAACGCAUCUACCUAUCGAAAGUAUGCUGAGGGCGUAGCAGCAAACUUUGAGAACUGUGAACUCGCCAAACUGAUGUCCAUUGAGAAAGUGGUAGAGUGUACCACAACCUCGCUGCUGCCGCUUUCUGGGCUGUCCAGCAAUGCAUCCUUCGAGAAUGCUUCUCCAAAGUGUUACGACGAUUACAACUGCGACCCUCCUGACUAUGCUUACCUCUUCUACGUCAUUUUUGGCCUCUUUUUCACUGUGGUCUGCUCGGCCAGCUUUCUAUCUAACUUGGCCUGCGUGGUGGCCUUUAACAAGGCCUCUAAUCGUACCGGAGCCACACUCUACUUCUCUGCGAUCGCACUCGCCGACUGUCUACACCUGAGCAUACUCCUAUUGCUGCAUGUGCCACGUUUCCUACAUGAGACGUAUGCGGAACAAAUUGAUGUCUACGCAAGGUUCACAGUUCGGUCUGUACCAAAGGCUCUACCCUUUCUAACCUUCAGUGAACUUGCCUCGGUUUGGCUUACGCUCUGCGUUCUUGCGGAUCGCUAUACUUACCUGCGGCUGGGUUUCUUCUCCCGCUCGGUUACCUCCAGUACACUGCACCUGCGUGUGACUUCUGUUGUGCUGGUGUUGACCUUCUGUUACACCAUUCCAAAAUUCUUCGAAUUUGAGUUGCAACCGGUGCAUGACGAUCCUGGCCUUUACCGCGCUAUGCUCACGCCAGUGGGCAAGUCAGGUCCUUUCAGGAAUAUCAUGGAUCACCUCUUACGAGUACCUAUCGAAAUGUUCAUUCCCUAUCUCGUCGUGAGUGUCAUCACCUGUUUGAAUGUUUCUAAGAUGGUUGACUUCGGUUCCUCCAAGUGGAAGGCUGUCGCCAGCCUCUGCUCACCCCACAAAUACGGCUCUUUGGGUUGCUGCUGGUGCGGAGACGACUUCGCGAACUGUAAUAUCUUUCGACGAAGCCCCACUUCUGCGGAGCGCGCGACCCCUUCCCCCACUAAUACUACCACUACCGCCUUUCCAAAAGCAAGCCCUGAAAAGCUGAAGGACGAGAAGGAGACGGUAGUUGACCAAGUAUACUACUGCGGCAUCCCCUUUGAAAAGCGCUCCUCUCUGAUGCCCUUCUACUUUCUUCUUCCUCCGCCCAAGAUGGAGAUCCAGGAGAGUGCCAAUGUGGUAAUUGCCGUAUGCCUCGGUUUCCUCCUUGUGCUCACUAAAUUUCCGAAACUCAUUCUACACGUGCUUACAACAGAGCACUACAUCGACUACGAUGACACUUAUCUGGCGUUAGCCUAUGCCUUCCUUAACCUCGCCUUCAUUGCCUUCAAGCCCAUGAUUUACCUUGUGCUGGGGGUUCACUUCCGUCAUGCCCUGACAGGGUUCUGCUGCUGUGCUUGUCUCUACACACCACGAAUGCGUAGUGUUCACAGCUCGCUGGAACAUGGCUUCCGAGAAUCCAGCAUACAGUACACAGCCGCGCGUGCCAGUGCAAUUGAAAACGGAGGUGAUGAGACAAGUGUUGUUACUGCAACGGAGACGGCGAUAGGAUCCACCAUUGAGGACGAAGUCGGGGAACUGCCAACAAUAACAAGGGUUCGGUGGGAUGCAGAGAACGGUGUUAAGUUGGCGGACUUGUCAAAGGGGCCGGCAAUGCAGCAAACAACACAAUCUGGGAGCGAAACUGCAGAGGAGACAGCCACGUUGACGCGCAAGGCCAGUUUUGAAACGGGGGGAUCUGCCGUCUGUGGGAGCACGGACGACGACGACGCCAACCAGAGAGGCCCUGUUUUACAAUCAGAGCCCAGUGGGGUGAAUAGGCGUAACUCGAGCUCCGGCCAGUUCAGGUCGGUAAUAAGAACUGCGUCAAAAUCCAAAGCCGGAUCUGUGGUUCCGCCGCCUACGACGAAGUUGAGGGCGAUAGGUGACAGCAUGAAGCAUAGCAAUCCUACCGAGCAGGUGUAA